AUGUGCCUAUUUGUGGAGACCCACUACUCCAAUUGCAAGCAUACGUGCUUUGAGCUCUACCUCUUUUGCCGCGAGAUCCUGCACCAACUGAACCGUAUCAACGAUCCGGAGCAGCUUAGAGACUACGCUUUGCCAUUUGACCCCGAUUGUCCUACCUGUCAGCCAUACACAGUCACAAGUGGUUCGAUGGCAGAGAGCAACCGCCCACAACAACAGUUUGAUCAGAGAGCUCCUUCUAUGCAGCAAAUUGGCCAACUUCCUCUGCUCAGGUUUCCUCCACCGACUAUCGCUCUGCCCGGAGUGUCUAUGGAACACACUCAUAACCAGAGUCAGCAUGGUCCUCAAAUGGUUAUGCCUGGUCAUCAGAAUCAACUCUUCAACGGAUCGCCUAUGCAGUAUCCGCAUGCUCAGGGCCAGCAACUUUUGAGUCAGCAAUCUGCUGCUCAACCACCAAUCCCUGGCUUGACAUACAUUCAGGGUUCUGCGCCCGCUAGUACCAUAAAACCAACCACCCUUCGUCCGGAUUUGAACUAUCUGAGUGCGAUUUCGGAGAGUAAUAUUGUGCACCAGAUGAUGGAUUUAGUGGAGAGUUGUCCUAAUUGUACUACAAAAGCAGUGUGA
Molecule: messenger RNA, 621 nt
Organism: Penicillium egyptiacum
Lineage: Eukaryota; Fungi; Ascomycota; Eurotiomycetes; Eurotiales; Aspergillaceae
Source: the annotation of a GenBank genome assembly